UGUUAAAUUUGGACCUUAUCACUAUCAGUUUAUUAUCAAAUCUUAGCUUAUGCAAAUGAGUAAAUUGUCACCACCAUUUGAUGAUACAGUACAACUGGAAGAAAUGCCUGUUGACUUUCCCGAUUCAGACACGGCUCCCAUUGUGCCAUCGUCUGACCUCCAAGACAAUGAAGUCAUCGAUGCCACGGUGCCCAAACAUCAGGUUGAGGAUGGCAGUCACGUGAACAGUAUCAUUAGCAACAAAGCUGCAGCAGUUACUGUUUUUACACUUCUCUUCAUCAACCUGCUAAACUACAUGGACAGAUUUACCAUAGCAGGGGUUCUACCAGAAGUUGAAAAGUACUAUGGCAUACAUAACACUAGAGCUGGACUGAUUCAGACGUCGUUCAUUAUUGUGUACAUGUUGUGUUCGCCAGUGUUUGGUUACCUUGGUGACAGGUACAGCAGAAAGUACAUCAUGGCCGCAGGAAUUUUCUUUUGGUCUGGCUUCACCUUGUCGGCAUCUUUCGUACCGAAAGACGCAUUUUGGGCAUUUAUUGUCUUAAGAGCUCUGGUUGGAAUUGGUGAAGCUAGUUACUCCACGAUCGCCCCAACAAUAAUAGCAGAUCUUUUUGCAAAAGAGAUGAGAACAAAAAUGCUUAUGGUAUUUUAUUUUGCCAUUCCAGUAGGCAGUGGACUUGGUUAUAUUGUUGGAUCAAAGUUUGCGCAGUUAAUGGGCAGCUGGGAAUGGGCACUUAGAAUUACUCCUACACUGGGCAUUAUUUGUGUGAUCCUGAUCAUCAUUGUGUUAAAAGAACCCCAGCGAGGAUUGUCUGAUGGAGCCACCCAUCUGAAAAACACCAGCGUCACCAAGGAUCUCGUCAGUCUUCUGCACAAUAAAAGUUUCAUUUUGUCCUCAGUGGGAUUUACGUGUGUUGCCUACGUGACUGGUGCUUUAGCUUUCUGGGCACCCACGUUCAUGUUGAACUCCAUAAAAGUACAAGGCCACAAUGAAAGCUUGUCUACAGUAUCGUUAAUAUUCGGUGUGCUCACAGUGUUAGCUGGUUUGAUUGGUGUGGCUCUAGGGGCGGAAACAGCUCGGAGAUACAAAAGAAAAAAUCCACGCGCUGACCCACUGAUUUGCGCAUUUGGAAUGUUGUCCUGUGUUCCAUUUUUAUUUCUAGCACUCUUUACAUCCCAGUAUAAUACACCAGCCACAUGGGUUUUAAUAUUUUUAGGAGAAGUUAUGUUGUGUUUAAAUUGGCCUAUUGUAGCUGAUAUGUUAUUGUAUGUUGUUAUACCAACAAGACGAUCUUUAGCUGAAGCAUUCCAGAUUUUGGUGUCUCAUUUAUUUGGGGAUGCUGGGAGUCCAUAUCUAAUUGGACAAGUAUCAGAUGUUUUGGCAGUAUACUUCAGUAGUUCACCCAAGAGUGCGUUUGUCAAGUUUGUCACAUUGCAGUACGCCCUGUACUCAACACCUUUUGUCUGUGUUAUUGGAGGUGGAGCAUUUCUGGCCACGGCCCUAUUUAUAGAAGCAGAUAGAAAGAAGGCUGAAGAUCUUGCUAAAGGUCCUGACCUGUCGGACAGCAACGAAGCGCUUGAUGCUCAGGUAGAACGAUCGCUCCAGGAGUUCAUAUGAACAGCCACUUGAAAUAUGGCAGGGCAUGACUUUUCCAUUAACAAGAUUUGAAUGCAAAGUAUGGGUCGAUUUUAAGUACUGUUGCUAAGAGUGACCAGGCUAUAAUUGUAAAAGAAGGAGCACUAUCACAAGGCAGCUAUACAAGUGACUAGAAUUCUGUGGCAACUGUUGAAUCAUUCAUUAUGCAGAUACUCGAGCACAAAAGUUUGAAAUACGGUCUCAAGCAUACGUUUCUGAAAUACCAACUUGAAGGCAAUAUUACUGAUUAUGAUUUUCCCAGAAUUAUUUUCAUAGCAAGACAUUAUUUUAUUCCACUUUGAAGUGAAUACUGAGUUGAUCCAAUAUGAAACGGGAAUAUUGUAUAUUACUGGUAUUGUUUUCUUACUUAAACAAAAAUUAUUUAAAAAACCAUCACAAAUGUAUAUAUAUAGAUGUGAAGAUAUUGGAAUGGGAUCAGGGGCAAACCAUCACAAAUGUAUCUACACAGAUGUGAAGAUAUCGGAAUGGGAUCAGGGGCAAACCAUCACAAAUGUAUAUACACAGAUGUGAAGAUAUCGGAAUGGGAUCAGGGGCAAACCAUCACAAAUGUAUAUACACAGAUGUGAAGAUAUUGGAAUGGGACCAGGGCAAAUCAUCACAAAUGCACAGUUAGAGUACUUCUCCAUGAAACUGCAGAAUUCCAUGAAAAGUACACACAAACACACACACACACACACACACACAGAAUCCCUUAACAAAAGGAGAAAAUGACAUAAAAAUAGAUCAAAAUGUAUAUUGUUUUCACUUUACAUGAUGAGAACAACUGAGUACUUCUCCAUGAAACUGCAGAAUUCCAUGAAAAGUACACACACACACACACACACACACACACAGAAUCCCUUAAAAGGAAAAAAUGACAUAAAAAUAUAUCAAAAUGUAUAUUGUUUUCUCUUUACAUGAUGAGGACGACAAAUUAAGCAAGAGGAAUAAAAACAAGUGUUGUAGCUUUCAUGCAGGCACAGUCAUGUUUAUCAUCACAUAGUGUACAUAUUCAUACUGUAAGAAGACAUUUGCCAUCAGUUUUGUUGAAAGCAAUAUUUUCCUUCAGUACUAUACUUGAACACAGACUGAGAAGAAUAGCGAAGCAGCAGUAUUAUCACUUUUAUGUGCAGAAACAAUACGUAUCUCAGUUAGGAUAAUUGCUUCAUGUGCAAUGGGCUGUAAAAUCUAUCACUCUUGAGGAAUCCAUUGGCUCAUUUUCCAUUCCAACCUGUGCUCCAUGUAUAUCAAAGGUCUUGGUAUGUACUGUCCAGUCUGGGAAAGUGCACACUAAGUACCACUUGCUGCUAAUUCAUCAGAAAGAUUAUAUGAUGGCAGGGGUUGUUUUUCUCAAUGUCAAGACCAAGUAUUAAAAUUGCCAUUUGUUGUGAUACCUUCUAGUCACAGAUUAAAUAAUGUGUAGGUUAAUGAACAUUCUUUUCUUUCCAUUGUAAUACGGGACUACAUAACAGCAUUGUGCACCUUGGAUUAAAAAAACCCUGUUCCAUGUCAUUCCAUACACAAAACAAAACUUGAAUCAAUGGUACCUAAGAAUGGGUGAGAUUUGCUGUAUGUUUCUUGACAAUUCAUCAUCACUUGUGAUGUUAUUAGUUUUAAAUAUUCAAGAUAGAACUACCAGCUUUGAGAAUGUUCAUAUGAAAACACAAGUAUUUGUGAAAGACCAAUGUACAGUGAAACCACUCAAAACCACUUAAAUAUCUGUACAGAAGAGAACCUCUCUAAACCGGAUACCUCUUAAAACCAGACUUUUUACUUGGUCCCAAGGGUGUCCGGUUUAGGGGAGUUUCACAGUACAUUGUCCAUAUUGUAUUGUCAGGGCAAAGGAAAAAGAAGGAAGAGGUGGACAUGUGCCUUGACAUAGUGGAUGAUUAUAAACAGUUGAUUGGCUGUUGGGAAGUUCAAACCACGCUAUGGGCAUAGUAGGAGGGGGGGAAUACACUUGUUGAGAGGUACCGUUAAGUAUUGAUGAAUAAAAAAAAGAAGAGAAAUGAUACAGUUUGGCCCAUAACUUGAUUUCAUUUAUGUCAACACACAAAUUACAACUUUGCUCUUUUACGUUAUUUUAGCCUCAUCCGAAACAAUUCUAAUGCCCAGUUUUUAUUUAGAGUAUGAGUUUUCUUUUGUGACUUUACAAACAUUUUCACCAUUUUGUUAUUUAUUGGAAUUGUUAUAUACAGUUUGUAAUAUUUAAAAUCCUCUUGGUGUGUAGUUUUUGUUUUAUUGGUACUUUUGUUGGCUGGAUUAUUGUUAUGUAACAUCUCUAAAAAUUAAAGUCACUGAUUUUAGUUUCCAAGGUAUGUAACUUCUUCUGUUUUGCAUAAAGUUUACAUUUGGGGUUGGCUUACUGUAAAUAUCAGGAUGACCAGAAACACAUUGGAUUCACACACAAAAAAAGAAGAAGAUAAUUUAAGCAAGAAAUUGUAAGUAAUGUGUAAUUUAUUGUAACAAAAAGCGGUAAUAUUAAUAGAUGAAAAUAUUUUACAUUUUAUAAUAACUAGUGUAAGUGUUUUUAACAUUUAAAAACCUUGAUAUUGGAAAAUAUGUGCAAACUGUUUUGGCACACUUUUGCUUUAUAAAUGUUGAGGAUGGGGUCUUCCUUCCCCCCCCCCCCCCCCCCCCCACCAGUCUACAUUAAUAGCCUUGAAAUAUGCAUUUAGUAAACCUACUCUCACAGAAAUAACCAAUAAUGUCAGUUGACUAAGUUAAUGUGAUCGUCAAAAUGACUGAACUUAAUUGCUGGCAUCAGUAGAAAGGUUGUCUUCACCAAAUGGUUUUAAUAAUGGUUUUGGUGUAUUCAAUGGAACUCCGAGCUUGUAUUCUGAGCUUUAUACUAAUUGUGCUUUGACUCGAGCAAUGGUGAUUAACACUUUGAAUUUAUUCAUUAGAUGGGAACAUAUAGUUUAUACUAAUAUGCUGUUUAUUACAUAAUAUUUGAGUUUUAAACAAUGUGACUCGAUGAAAUUAUUAUAAGAAAUGGAAAGUGAUAACAUUUUCAGAUCUAAUGAACAAAAAGAUCUCCUGGCCCGUGGUGAGGAGAACCGAAAAAACCCGGUUGUGACGGCAGUGUUUCAACCACUAAUUACCUUUGUUGGUUGACUUAUAGAAUAGUUUCUUUUGAAUUUAAAUAUAGUACCAAAACACACAUGCCAAAUAAUACUUAAUAUAUGAAACUAUUCUAAUUCUCUGCACUAACAGUCUUGAAUAAAAAUAUACAAAUGAA
Gigantopelta aegis is the source of this 4877-nucleotide messenger RNA. Its product is annotated as protein spinster homolog 1-like. The transcript is spliced from 13 exons. Gene Ontology annotation, molecular function: transmembrane transporter activity. The coding region runs from base 50 to 1618 and encodes 522 amino acids. The record is from RefSeq and is a predicted model, not a curated record. Gene Ontology annotation, biological process: transmembrane transport. Gene Ontology annotation, cellular component: membrane. Lineage: Eukaryota; Metazoa; Mollusca; Gastropoda; Neomphalida; Peltospiridae.